Messenger RNA from Heterotrigona itama, 1161 nucleotides. The record is from the annotation of a GenBank genome assembly. NCBI's taxonomy places the organism in Eukaryota, Metazoa, Arthropoda, Insecta, Hymenoptera, Apidae.
AUGCUGUAUUUACAUGUAUAUGAACUAAAUAAAAAAUUAUGAUGUUUAUAUUUCGUUGUAUGGUCAUAUGAUCAAACAAAAAAAAAAUAAAGAAAAAUUUUGUAGAUCUCAGAACAAUAUCUAAAAUUAUCUAGUUAUAUACAUUUUAUUGUCAUUUGACGAAAUGAUGAAAUAUAUUUAUUCAUUAAGAGACAUUUCUAUGUACUGAUCAUUUCCUGCUAGUACCGCCAUUUUGUAACUUGCUUCUAGCAUCGUGUCAUUGGUACUUCCUUUCCGGUUAGCUCUCGAACAAAGGUUUGUGUUUUUGUCAAUUUUCCACAGUUUGACAUAUUAUUGUAGCAAAAAGAGUAAUGUAAGUUACAAUUAUAAAUUAAUUAAGAUACAUUGCACAAUGUUUAUAUAUAUUUUGAAAUACGUACGCAACUUAGCUUUACAGUACUACAAUACACGUGUAAAAUAAACGUAUACCAUGUACGAUAUUUGCAUUGUUGACUAUUUUUUACUAUUGUGUUUCAGAUGCCUUCCGUGACGCUGAAAGACGUUGACCAACACAAAUUCGUAAAGGCCUUCGCUGCCUUUUUGAAAAAGUGAGUAAUUUCAAUACCGUAAACAGAACUAACCUCAACAAAAGUAUUCACGACGUGGAAGCUUGUUACAAAUCAACAAUGGAAUAUGUAUAUAUCUAUUACUUUCUUCAACUAUCCUGAGUAUUUAAUUUGUUUAACAUUUUAGAACUGGCAAAAUGCGAGUUCCAGAAUGGGUGGAUAUUGUGAAGUCUGCGCGUUUCAAAGAACUUGCCCCAUAUGAUCCAGAUUGGUAUUACAUUAGGUGUGCAGCCUUGGUUCGUCACAUCUAUAUUCGUAGUCCAAUCGGUGUUGGAGCUGUAACGAAAAUCUUUGGUGGACGCAAACGUAAUGGCACUCACCCCAGCCAUUUCUGCAGAUCUGCAGGUGGUGUCGCACGUAAAGCUCUGCAAAGCUUAGAACAGUUAAAGCUCAUCGAGAAAGCUCCACUUGGAGGACGUAAGCUUACCAGCCAAGGUCGCAGAGACCUAGAUCGCAUCGCAGCUCAAGUAAAAGCAAAAAGCAAAAAGCAACUUAAGUUGCAAGAAACGCUUGUCCUUUAAUUUUUCUGUUUGUACAAUAAAAGUGAAAAAGAUUU